Dinoponera quadriceps is the source of this 4907-nucleotide messenger RNA. Its product is annotated as A-kinase anchor protein 17A-like. NCBI's taxonomy places the organism in Eukaryota, Metazoa, Arthropoda, Insecta, Hymenoptera, Formicidae. The transcript has 8 exons. The record is from RefSeq and is a predicted model, not a curated record. The coding region runs from base 2071 to 4287 and encodes 738 amino acids.
UCUACAAGUUGGCCUGGAAUCCUUCGAUUUCUUGGAAUUUCCCUCUCGGAAAAAUUCCCACGGAAAUUCCAUAGGAUUGGCGACACUGACGGGCACAUUUGAAAGACGCGAAAGUCAUUGCCGCUGGUGUCGCGUGUCUGUGUAUCACGUUCGAUCGAAGAUCUAUUUUCCGGCGCGCGCGCAAGGAGAGAGAUAACGCGAAUAGUGCAUUUUGUGUCCGCAUCGAAGAACGUCCGCGAAAAUUAUCCAUGACAUCUCGUUGAUACCCACAUAUACUUGUGUUCGCCCAUCGAACAGCGGCGCGCGAUCGUGUAAUGCGGCGAAUAUCAUCGGCACCGGAACGCUACUCGCUAGCUUCGCUCGACGCAACCUCCCUACUGAGACGUUCUCAUCCUGCCAGCUUGUCAUAAGAGGAUCUGAGCGACAUCGUGCCUCUAUAUCCACCACGCUCGCUUUAUCUGAAACCACUUGCCAAAGUUAACGUGUCAGUCAAUCUACCCCAACUGAAGACACCAGGUAAAACAUCAUCUUCAGUCUCUGUCGCCUCCUUCUCGCAAGUUCGACUUAUAACCUUUCUGUUCUGCUCUUUGGCUCUCUGUUAUUCUUUCCGCUUCUACUCAACUUGCGUCCCAAAAUUCAUCGCCGAUUUCAGUGCUGAAUCUACUGUUCGCCUUGCGUACGAUGGAUCUUCAGCACUGGCGAUGAAUAUUGGGACGUAGCCUCAAUGCGGCAGGGGCAACUCGUUUAUUUCAGAGUGAAGGUUCUGACAGACUUGAAAAUAUCAAUAGAAUUAUUUUACUAUUCUUUGUCCUUUUAACUUCUAAUCAUUGCGAUUGUGAUGAUCAGACAUUGGCCUGUGUUACGAAUUCUCUUUCAUCGAUAAGAAUACUUUAAUGUGGCUUUUCGAUAAAGUUCUUAUGCCACUUUUAGGUGCACUUUUAUCGAUAAAAGAGAGUUCAGAAUAUAAGCUUGUGUGUUUAAACAUCACACCUGUGUUGGUGGGUUCCUGGGACUCAUAUAAGAAUGUUUUUUUUUUUUCUAAUGAAUUUUCCCUAAGAUUUUAAAGUAGUUUUAAAGGAAAAUACCACUUACAAAAGUUCCCAAAUAUAUAAUUUGGUUCUUAAAGGAUUUCAGCCCUCGAGAAAAGGUUUUGUAAUGUUUUGGAGAUUCGAAGGGAGAUUGGUACUUUAUGUAACUUUGAUAUUACUUGUUUGAUCGAUUGAAUAUCAACAGACACAUUAUUUAAUAUUUCUCCUUUAGAAAUGUACUUUGCAUGCAUUCUCGAUAGAAAACUUAUCACUAAGUCAAUCAAUAGUAAGGGAAGUAUAUUUCUUCUGUUUUAUUACAUUGACUGUGCGUUCGGCAGAAAAAUCAGCUGGUGAACGCUUCCCGCUACGCUGCUGGCAGCUUUGCAAUUGUUACAAGACUUCCCGCUGUGGACGACACUUAGUAAUUUAUGCAGCCCCAACAUAUUUACUGAACGGUACAGCGUAUGAAAAGUAUGCUGGAAGAGAUGGCGAUCGGUCAGCAAACACGUUGGCGAAGCGUAAACCGCCGGUGUGUCGUUCAGCAGAAAGUCCUACAACAGUUGCUGCCGGCGGCACAGCGCGAAGCGCUUAUCAAGCUGCUUUUUUCUGCCGAACGCAUUGAUCGUAAUUUUUUCAUGCUGUAUCGUAUCCAGGUAUGUGUGCGGAUGCUCACUUCUAACUUGUCCGAUAUCCCUCAAGGCUGCGUUUAAACUUCGAUCGGCCCUUAUUGUCACUUACCGACCCUUCUCUAAUUCUCUUUGGUAUCCAUUGAACAGAUCAAAGUAUCUUGCCUGUGUUAAUUUGAAAUUCUCUUCGAUACAACGGGUUCGUUGCAUCGUCGCAGUCGCAUUCUCGCGCUCUCGUGCAUUCGACAAUCUCAAUCAAGAGGGAAAUUGCAUAUCGUUCAACCGAUGGAAGAAAGAAAUCUCAAGUGGUCCCGUGCGAAACCACGAGCACUUGUAACGAUCGCCUCGUAAAGCUAACUUCUUACAGAAACUUAACUGCGCUAUAAACAGGAAAAACGAUAUCAACAUGGGAAGUAAUGGAGAAGAUACGUGCGCUUAUACUGCCGGACGAGUUUGCGUCCCUGAAGGUGGCCAAGAGCACCCUGGAGUUUAUCCGACUGGAAGGCGACCUGCGGGAUCGAUGCAGGUUGCCGAGGGUGCUGGCCAGGCUGGACUUGCAACGCUUGAAACUGGCCGGCUUUGCAAGCGUUCUCAAGGUUCGUGCGGCCGAAGCGAAGGACGACUUUCCGACCAGACACAAUUGGGACUCCUACUUCAGGGACGCAAAACACAUGAACGAGCUGAAGGCUGGCGAAAGGCCGGACACUAUUCAUAUCUCUGGUCUGCCGGUUAAAUGGUUCACCGAAGAGGGCACGGAAACUCCGAGCGAGCCGUUGAUCACGAAAAUCUUCUCUAAAUGGGGCACGUUGAGAAGAGUCGACGUGCCCGCCGCAGAUCCUUACAGAUCUAGAAUGCGCCUUGGCAAUAACAUCCACAAGUUCAGUUACGAGGAAGGGAUAUAUUUUGACGCGUACGUGCAGUACGUGGAAUACAUGGACUUCGUCAGGGCGAUGGACGCCAUGCGCGGCAUGAAGCUGAUGAAAAAGGACGGGCAAAACUCGCUAACCGCAACGAUAAAGGUCGAUUUUGAUAAGACCAAACACAUGAAUGAUAAUUCGGUGUCGCAUCGAAGUUUCGAGAGGAAACGUCUGAUAGCGCAGGACAAUUUGGCGGCGGAGAAGCUGCGAAAGAAAGAAGAAGAAGAAAAGAAACGGCGAGAGGAACAAAGAAAAAAAGAGGAGGCAGAUUCGGCGGCGAAGGUGGACCGACUACAGAAUCGAGAGGAGAAACGAAAGCGGAAGGCUCUUAAGAUGUUUCGCAAGCAAGAGGAAGACAAAGUGUCCAUGAAAAUUGCCAGAGAAGAACAGAAAUUAACAAAAGCUCAACGGCAGUUGGAAAGCAUCCGUUUGCUAGAUGAAUUGUUUGAUAGGAUAAAGAACAAAGUGGAGAAGAAGGAGAUUAAAUUAGGCCAAAAUAUGAACGCAGAAACGAAAAGGGAUGAGAAGAAAAGCGACCAAGGGAGCGAAAACGCAAGUAAAGAUUCGGAAAAUGACAAGAAAAACAAGAAGGAAGAUGCCAAGAAGAAGAAAGUGAAGAAAGAGAAAAAGAAAAAAAAGAAACGGAAGAAAGUGCAGAAAAAGCGAAGAAAGGAUGACGAUUCUGGGUCAGGUAGCACGUCGGAAGACUCAGACGAGGAAGCGAACAAGAAAAAGCUCAAGAGCGUCUUAACUCAGAAUAACACGUCUUUGCCGACAGACGCAACUCUUCCUUACGCCGACGCCUACGAUCCCAUGCAGAUGCUGAGGAUACCGAUGCAGAGAUAUCCGCCAAUGUCGCCAGGAAUGCAAGUGAUGAGAAUACCAAUGUCGAGGUAUCCGGGAGCACAGAUGCUGAGAGGGCCAAUGGCGAAUCAUUAUCGUAAGCGCAGAGGUCGAAGAUACUUUCCACGAUGUGACAUGGGCUCAUACACGUUAACGAAUCCUUACUUGUACAACGAGGAUUAUUACGAGUACUUUACGCACAUAGUUAAUCAAGACUCGAAGCAGCGGGGAUCGAAGUCGCGCCGAAAGUCUAUGAGUAGGUCGGCCUCGAGAACUAAGUCGAGCAGCAAGACGAGAACCAGAAGUUCUUCCAGAUCUCGCAGCAGGAGACGCAGCGGUUCUCGUUCCAGGAGAAAAUCGCGCUCCAGCAGUCGCUCCAGGUCGCGCAGUCGGCGAAAAUCGAAAAGCAGGUCUAAUUCGAGGAGAAGGACGUCGAGGUCGAGAUCGAAGACGAAGCGCAGAAGCGCUUCCAGGUCGCGCAGCAGAAGACGCAGCGGCUCGCGUGGCAGGCGUCGCAGCACCAGGUCCGAGUCACGGUCCAGAACGCGCAGGUCGAGAUCCAAACGGAAAUCGCGAUCCAGAAGUCGUUCCAGAUCCCGCGGCAGCUCCAGAAAUCGUUACAAGAAGAGACACGGCGGCAGAUCACCCUCCAUCAUAAUCACACGAGCAAAAUCGCCUAAACGGAAGUCGAGUAGCAGUUCUUGGUCUUUGCCGAGAUCCCCAGAUCGGAGAAGCAGUUCUUGGUCGACAUUCGAGGCUAACCUCAGCGAGAACACGACCAAGAUAUCGGACGCCGUAAUUCGAGAAGAACCGGCGAAGACGGCAGAAGCGCAGGAGGAAGUAGUCACGAAUCAACAGGACUUGAAAACAUGAUCUUUUAUUGUAUCAUCAGAAUGUAACGAAAAGAGAUCUUGCAAAUAAUUGUAGUUUCUUGUGCAUUUAUGAACAAUGUGUGGAAGAUUAAUUAUAUAGCGCUUCAUAAAUUUACUUUAUGUUGAGAUUUAUGUCAGGGGACUAAAAUUACACUUGUGAUUUCAUUGCGAAAGUAUAUCUCCCCUUGGUAAAAAUAAUCCAAGAUUCUCUACGGUGGAAAGCCGGAGCGGCAGGAUCGUUUUGUCAGAUCGUUAUAUCGCACACCCAGACGCAAGUCGUAAAUCAAGCCACUGAUUCGUGAAAGAAAUGCGCGUCUUGCAUCUGGCCGAGACAUUAUCGUGUGUCUUGAUUUACGCCGGUGUUCCUAGAUAAGAAAAAAAUCCCAUUAUUAUUAAUACUGCGAUCCCAUUUUCUUUUGCCCUUCGUUCGACGUAUAAACUUUUUGCGGUCUUCAGUAACCUAAAGAUUGAAAAAAAGUUGUCCAUAUAAGUAUCCAUGCGUAAAUUCUUGUGGUAUACCAGCCAAUUGUACUUUGGCGAGACUGCGAUAAAAUAAAUCCAAGAGCAAGCAAAAUACGUAUGAACGUUUAACUCAACAUUCUCAAGAAGCACGAAAGUUAA